Messenger RNA from Abrus precatorius (Indian licorice), 3322 nucleotides. Its product is annotated as protein CHROMATIN REMODELING 35. The record is from RefSeq and is a predicted model, not a curated record. NCBI's taxonomy places the organism in Eukaryota, Viridiplantae, Streptophyta, Magnoliopsida, Fabales, Fabaceae. Gene Ontology annotation, biological process: gene silencing by siRNA-directed DNA methylation. Gene Ontology annotation, molecular function: ATP binding; ATP-dependent chromatin remodeler activity. The transcript is spliced from 7 exons. Bases 134 to 2773 code for a protein of 879 amino acids.
UUCCUUCCGAGUAACAAUAGCAGAAAGGGAAAAUCAAAAGUCUCACUCAUAAAUUCUGCAAUGCUUUUCACUCACACUACUACUUCUUCUUCUUCACUCUCUUAGCUUUCAGUUUCUUCGUUCAUAAUCUUCAAUGGAAUCCGCUGUUGAUGUAUUAACAGCUAAACGCCUCUCUCCGACCGGGUUUUCUCUUGAUGGACUUAAAAGACUGAAAUUAUCAAGUGAUAGCCCGCCAUACCCAGCUCAUGAUAAAAUCGAACCAAAGACACCUCAGAAUUCAAAUGUUGUAGAAUACAGUAACCCAUUCGUAAUAUCUGAUGUUCUGGAUCGUUUAGAGAGUGGAAAGUUUGGAAGUGUCACAAAGGACAUAGAGGCCCUUAUAGCCCGGAAAAUGCAAAUACUGAGCCCUUACUUUGGAAAAUAUCCCAGACUUGUUAGUCAAUUAUUGAAAGUGGUAACGAACCAUGACGAAGGAACUCCUAAGUGGGUACAAGUUACUGGUGUGUCAGAUGAAUUGGAUCAAAAGGUCAUAGAUUUGGAGGGGGAGCAUAUAAAAAAGGAUGUUCCUGCAGCACCAAAUCCUGUUGUGAUUAUUGAUUCAGAUGAGGAAGAUGAUAAUGAUAAAAAAUCUAUUCUUUCAUUUCAUGAAGUCAUGUUGCCAACAGUAGCUGCACCGUCUCCAGCAUUGAAGAUGAUUGGGUAUCACACACCCAUUCCUUAUCGUGGAGAAAGUGAAGAUCUAAAAAUUCAGACAAGUACUGAUGAAAAAAAUAAAGGUAAAGGUGUUUACAUUGGUGUACAGGAAGGAGAAGAUCAUCAGGUCAAUGCUGAAGAUGAUGGUCUAGAUGAUAUUUGGAAGGAGAUGUCGAUGGCCAUAGAAUGUUCCAAGGAUGUUUCCGAGAAUCCUCUGCCGGAUGAAGAAGUGAACAAAGAUGAGGACUGUGAUCAUUCUUUUGUUUUAAAAGAUGAUCUUGGUUAUGUUUGUCGCGUUUGUGGAGUUAUCGACAGAGGAAUUGAAACCAUAUUCGAGUUCCAGUACAAGGUUAAAAGGAGCACUAGAACUUAUGCAUCUGAUUCAUGGAAUCCCAAAGAAAAAGAUGUAUUUGGAAUUAAUGUUGCUGAAGAUGAUCUCAUGGUAACUGAAAUCUCAGCACAUCCUAGACACAUGAAACAAAUGAAACCCCAUCAAGUUGAAGGAUUCAAUUUUCUUGUUAGAAACCUUGCGGGUGACCAUCCUGGGGGCUGCAUCUUGGCCCAUGCUCCUGGAUCUGGUAAAACAUUCAUGAUAAUCAGUUUCAUGCAAAGUUUUCUUGGCAAGUAUCCUAAUGCUAGACCUCUAGUGGUGCUUCCUAAGGGAAUAUUGUCAACUUGGAAAAAGGAGUUCCAAACAUGGCAAGUGGAAGAUAUACCAUUAUAUGAUUUUUACACUGUGAAGGCAGAUAGCAGAUCUCAACAACUUGAAGUGUUGAAGCAAUGGAUGGAGCAGAAGAGUAUCCUUUUCUUAGGAUACAAACAGUUCUCCUCUAUUGUCUGUGAUAAUGGAACUAACAAUACAUCGAUUUCUUGCCAAGAGAUAUUGCUUAAGGUUCCUUCAAUUCUCAUUUUAGACGAGGGACACACUCCAAGGAAUGAAAAUACUGAUAUGGUACAGUCCCUUGUGAAAGUACAAACACCUAGAAAAGUUGUACUGUCAGGAACACUUUAUCAGAAUCAUGUCAGGGAGGUAUUUAACAUCUUAAAUCUUGUGCGGCCAAGGUUUUUAAAGAUGGAAACAUCUAGGCCUAUUGUCAGGCGCAUUCAUAGCAGAAUACAUAUACCUGGUGUGAGAAGCUUCUUUGAUUUAGUUGAAAACACUUUGCAGAAGGACACAGAUUUUAAAAGGAAAGUCGCUGUCAUACAAGAUUUGCGUGAGAUGACAAGCAAGGUACUUCACUAUUAUAAAGGAGAUUUUCUUGAUGAGCUUCCAGGUCUUGUUGAUUUUACUGUGGUACUCAAUCUUACCACUAGGCAGAGACAAAAGGUUGAGGAAUUAAAAAAGUUAUCUAGAAAGUUCAAAAUAUGUUCCGUUGGCAGUGCUGUCUAUCUGCAUCCUGAAUUGAAAGCUAUAGCAGAAAAAUGUGGUGAGAAUUGUAUAUCUGAUAAUAUAAUGGAUGAUCUAAUUGAGAAACUAGAUGUGAGAAAUGGAGUGAAGUCGAAAUUCUUUCGCAACAUGCUAAAUCUAUGUGAAUCAGCUGGGGAGAAGCUUCUGGUGUUUAGUCAAUAUCUCUUACCCUUGAAAUAUUUAGAGAGGUUCACUAUGAAAUGGAAAGGCUGGAGUCUUGGAAGAGAAAUCUUUGUAAUCUCAGGGGAAUCAAGCUCUGAACACCGAGAAUGGUCCAUGGAUAAAUUUAACAAUUCUCCUGAUGCUAAAGUCUUCUUUGGCUCAAUCAAGGCAUGUGGAGAGGGUAUAUCAUUGGUUGGGGCAUCCCGCAUAAUUAUUUUGGAUGUCCAUCUCAAUCCAUCGGUUACUCGCCAAGCUAUUGGUCGUGCAUUCAGACCAGGGCAGAUGAAGAAAGUAUUUGUGUAUCGGUUGGUAGCUGCUGAUUCUCCUGAAGAGGAAGAUCACAGCACUUGUUUCAAGAAGGAAUUGAUUUCAAAAAUGUGGUUUGAAUGGAAUGAGUAUUGCGGUGAUCGAGCUUUUGAAUUUGAGGCAGUUGGUGUGAAAGAGUGUGGUGAUCUCUUUCUUGGAAGUCCAUUGUUAGGGGAAGAUGUAAAAGCUCUGUAUAAAAGGUAGAAUGUGGCUUUCAAUGGACUUGGGUGGGCAAUUAUUUUUUGUUUUAUGUGAUUGCCCAGUUUUAGCAUUGUAUCUUGGCACAUAACAGCGUAGGGAGUUACUGAAUUGAGCUGUUGUCAUUACUCUUCAUACAGUGAUAUGCUAUCCAUCUCUCGCACUCAGGGUUGGGGUGGGGAGAUGUAUAGUGUAUUCAAUUUUCUUCUAUUGUUGCAAUCCGCUUAGUCAUGUACUUAAAUUGCAUCAUCUUUUUUCCAAAAAAAAAUGUUUCAAGUUCUGUGUGUCUGCUUGAGAUGCUAAGAAUGCUUUGCUUCGGAAGAUAUAGGCAAAGCAUGAAAGCUAAACAUGAUAUAGUUAACUGGUUCAAAUUGUUGGAGACUAGAAUUUAGCGACUCAGAAUUGAGAUUACUGUCUUGUAUCAGUUCAUACAAUUUUUGGAAGGGAGGGGGAAUACCUGUUAUAAGCUUUUGGAAUAUUGGAUGUUGUAUGCUGCACACAAUUUCUAACUUGAGCUUUGUUUUUAAUAAAAAUAAAAUGUGUUACCUUGUGAUU